AUGGCAGACAGGACUUCGAGAGCCGUACCACCACCACCGCCCGGCGCCCCGCGACGAGCGGUCCGACGGAAUUUGUUCCAGGGACUUACGAGGCGAGCGACGGGGACUACGACAACGGGAACGACGGGGCAGCCCAUGGCCUCUACUGUCGGCGCGGGAUCUGUAUCUGCCACUGCUGCUGCUGCGACGAUGGGAGGAGUGGGACCAGGCGGGAGCUCUUCAACUGCUGCUGCUACUCACGGCAACGGUAACGGUCAUGUCGGGGGCGGCGAGACGCUCCGCCUCGAUGUCGAUGUCCUCUCUGACGGCGGGCCGCCGUCCGCCAUGGGACCCGCAGAGAUUGUGGUGCGCGACGAGCACGGCGAGAUUGAGCUCGGGGAUCUGCCGACGUCCGAUAACGUACGCUGA
Colletotrichum tamarilloi is the source of this 408-nucleotide messenger RNA. RefSeq lists its product as uncharacterized. The record is from RefSeq and is a predicted model, not a curated record. Bases 1 to 408 code for a protein of 135 amino acids. The transcript has a single exon. Lineage: Eukaryota; Fungi; Ascomycota; Sordariomycetes; Glomerellales; Glomerellaceae.